Mastomys coucha (southern multimammate mouse) is the source of this 3180-nucleotide messenger RNA. RefSeq names its product cAMP-dependent protein kinase inhibitor beta (gene Pkib). Gene Ontology annotation, biological process: negative regulation of cAMP-dependent protein kinase activity. The coding region runs from base 357 to 686 and encodes 109 amino acids. The record is from RefSeq and is a predicted model, not a curated record. Gene Ontology annotation, cellular component: cytoplasm; nucleus. The transcript has 6 exons. Gene Ontology annotation, molecular function: cAMP-dependent protein kinase inhibitor activity. Lineage: Eukaryota; Metazoa; Chordata; Mammalia; Rodentia; Muridae.
GGCUCCCUCCGCCCCACACAUUGCUGCCACCGGCUCAGCCCAGCCGCAUCCCAGAGCAGAGGCGGCAGGAAGCUCCAGCCCCGUCGCAGCUCCGAGCCGUGCCGCAGAGAGGCCGGCGGCAGGCGCCACGGCGAGGGACCUGGCCCGGCGCCGCCCGCAUCUCUUGCGCGCAGCUGGGGUCAUGAUAUACUGGAAACCACACAAGAUUAGUCUGGGGAGGCAGAAACCAUAAAGCCCCUGAGACCAGGUUCAAAGAAGAAAGAUAAAGGAAAGACCCCCUUUUGGUUUCACCCUUCACCUGUCUUAGAAACAACAGCACAUUUUAACCACAGAUUUCACCUGGGCCACGGGCCACCAUGGAUGUGCACCCUGAUGCCCCUGGGGGUCAAAAGAAAACAAACGAGACCAGCAUGGGAGGCGGCAGCCCAGGAGCCCAGCAAGAUUCUGUGAUGAGGACAGAUUCAUCAGAGAUGACUGAUGUGGAAUCUGUGAUCACUAGCUUCGCUUCUUCAGCAAGGGCAGGCCGCCGCAAUGCCUUACCGGACAUCCAAAGUUCACUGGCUACAGGUGGAUCCUCUGAUCUUCCACUGAAGCUGGAGGCGUUGGCCAUGAAGGAAGAUGCAAACAUGAAGAAUGAAGAGAAAGACCAAGGCCAACAGAAAAAGCCCCUGAAUGAAGAAAAAUGAAGGCUUUGAAUUUAUCAAGGGUGUUGAUUUUAUGUGUAUUGAGAGAUAUAGCAGCUAUGCAUUCCUGGGGUGUUUGAUAUGGUGAUAACCAUGGUAAGCCAUGGUAAUGUGCGUGUGUGUGUGUGUGUGUGUGUGUGUGUGUGUGUGUGUGUGUGUGUGUGUUUUAGGUAAUUUUGUUGUAAUGCUCUGUCCUUAAACUGCAGUCAUGAUAUGGAAAUAGGUUAUUAAAAUAUCUUACCUUCAAAUUGCACCCAAGGAAGGACACGCUGUUUAUACCCCAACAAAAUCCACUGUCUAUCUUGGGAUUUACUUCGUCAGGUAUAUGUUUAAUUCUGUCUUAGCAAAUUAGAACGUUUUUCUUGGUAUGUAUAGACCAAAACCUAUUAAUUUAAUACUUUGUAGAAUUUGUAGGAAAUUAUAUUUUUUUGGUGAGAUAGAAUUAGUAGUAAAAAAUCACACCUAUAAAAUAUGUUUAUUUUUAAUUAAAAUUGCACCAUAUUUCCCACAAAAUAUUAGGUGAGAUCUGAAAACAUUUAAAAGUUGUAACAACUUAAACAUCUCUAGGAUGGUUUUGUCUACUGUAUUUUGCAUCUAGUCUGAAUGUACUGUGAUUUUUCAUAUGGACCCACAUAAUCUAAAUUUUGUGACAAACUUGCUUAUAUAAAACAUGUAUAUUGAAUAAAUCUCACUAUAUUCCUUAACUUGGUGUAUGUGUGCACCUUGUUUAAUGUGGAUUGUACAAGAUAUUGUGCUCUUUUUCUUAGACAGUUUUUUAGUCUCUGGGUUUUUGUGUAUGUAUGCAAAUUGCUGCUAGAGUAGUUUCAUCAGAAUGCUGAUCUUAUUUUUUAUAUUUUUCCUAAAGUAUAAUAUAAGUUAAAAGAGGAAAAUACAUGCUUUUAGUAUAUGUUUAAAUAUGGGCUUUUUUCUUUUUCUUUUUUUAUUGAAAAUAGAUCCUCAUCUCAUACAUUACAUCCCAACCACAAUUUUCUCUUCAUUCCUCCUAGUUCUUCCCCACAGAUCCACUCUCAUUUUCCCUUCAGAAAAGAGCAGGCCUCCAAGAGGCAACAGGAAACACACAAAAAAGAAGAUACAAGGCAAAAGCCCUCAGAUCCAAUCUGCACAGGGCAACCCAGUAGGAUGAAAAGAGUCCCAAGGGUAGGUAGGCAAAAUGAUCAGAACUCCCAUUGUUAGGCGUUCCACAAAUAAUGUGAAGUUAACAAUCAUAAUAUAUAUGCAGAAGCCCUGCUGCAGACCCAUGCAGGCCCCAUGCUUGCUCCUUCAGUGAGCCCAUGUGAGCCCUGCUUAGCUGAUUCUGUAGGCCAUGUUCUCCUGGGGUCUUCCAUCCCCUCUAUCUCCUACAAUCUUUCUUCUCAUUCUUCCACAGAAUAGUUUUCUUUUCAAAAGGAGAACAGAAACACUAACUGAAUAAAAUUCCACAAUAGAAAUUCAUAACUGAUACAAAUUUCCUUCUUCAUUUUGUCUUCUGAAGUAGGCUGGGUAUAAAGUGAGGAUACAAUUGAAAGAAUGAAAGUCUUGUACCUUCCCAUCCCCUGCUGCUCGUGUCUAUGUGCAUAAAGCUUAUCUUUGUGACUAUGUAUACCAGAGGCAGAUUUCCAAGAGCUUCAUUCCUUUCAGCUCUCAGAUAUAUUUUUUGAUAAAAUAAUCAACACUAGUAUGGAGGUGUGCAUUAAAUUAAUAUUUGAUAAAAUACAUUAGUCAUUAAAGUCUUUUAUUUUUAUUUUUAUGAACAUUGUCUAAUGGGGCGAUGCUGAAUGUUCGCCAUGACAGAGAGAACAGUUGUUUCCAAGCGGGCUGGGAUUACAAUUCAGCCUCCUGGAGGACUUUGACACAGUCUGGAGACCCCUGGGGAAAGGAAGUAGGGGCAGAAGUUGCUGCUGGAAUGGAGAGGGCAGAGCUGGGCUGCUGCUAUCAACAGGUAGUAGCCCCAACGAAGGCCUCCAUCGCAGGGUUGUAUAGCCUUUGCUGUCAGUAUUAUUGAAGUGGAGAGACUGGAGAAAGAACGCCCUGGGUUUGACUUUUGUUCCUAUGUACUAGCAAUGUGAUCUUGAGUGAAGAAGAUCCUAUCUAUUAAGUGUCCACCUUAUCCUCCGUGGAACGGAACUGAUAGCAAUCUUCAUUUUAUAGUGAGUGUGAUGGUUUAUUUUGAUCAGCAACUUGACACACCUUGGAUCACCUGGGGGAGGAGGAGUCUCUAUGAGGAAUUUUCUAGAUUGGCUUACCUCUGAGAGAUCGUCUUGAUUACAUUAAUCGAUAUGUAUGUUGUGGGUGGUACUAUUCUUUAUGUUUGGGCUCCUACAUUUCAUAAGAGUGGAAAACAUAGGAAGAGUAUCUGUAAGGCAUACCUGUACUGAUUUCCUCUCUGCUCUCUGGACUGUGGAUGGGAUGGGUAAGCUGCCUUGAGCUCCUGGUACUGUGCCUUCUUCCUCUCAGAGAUGGACUGUAACCUGGACUUGUUACAUACAAUAAACCCUGU